This is a messenger RNA of Volvox carteri f. nagariensis, 729 nucleotides long. RefSeq lists its product as uncharacterized. Bases 1 to 729 code for a protein of 242 amino acids. The transcript has 5 exons. The record is from RefSeq and is a predicted model, not a curated record. Lineage: Eukaryota; Viridiplantae; Chlorophyta; Chlorophyceae; Chlamydomonadales; Volvocaceae.
AUGCCCAGCCACGACGAUCACCAGCUUCCACUUCCAGCUAUGUUGGCGGCUUCCACGCCCUCAGUAGCAGACGACGACUAUGGUGAGGAAGGAAGCCUCGACGAUGAGACAGAGUUGCUGAUGCUGCAAAAGGUGGUGCAGCAGACUUUAGAGAAGAAGAAGAUGGCGGCCGCCAAGCAGCAAGCUCAGGUGCUUGAGGAAUUUAAAGCGGCAGCGGAAAAGCGCGUUGCCGCCCUUGAAGCUGCUAUCGUGAAGGAUGCCAAGGAGUGCGCUGCGCUCGCAAAGGCAACAUUCACCAAGACCACGCAGCGCCUCGAGGACAAGUUGUCCCAAAUGGAGGCGGUGACUCAGAAGUACCAACAGGACAUGGCGGUGUUGUGGGAGCAGUACAAUGAGGAGCAUGCGGGGCUGGAGAACGCCACCAUGCAAAUCAAGAUGACGGUGGAACAACGAAAGCAGGGCAUCAAGCGCCGUAUCACGGCGCUCGCGCAGGAGAAUGAGGCGGCGCUCUCGGAGGCCACCAAGAAGGCGGAGGCGGUCAAGGGCCGAGCAGCCAAGAUGCCGCAGCUGGCCAAACUGCUGCAGUCCCUCGUGCCGUGCUCUGCUCUCAAUGGCCUCUUGUUGGUCUCCCAGGAACAGCCGAGGGCCAAAAUUUGCGAGCGUCUGGGACCAGCCAAACCGCAGGCGGUGUUGAGACUUGAUCGCCUGCUGAGACCUGACCUGACCUGA